CUUUUCUACAGCACAACUCACUUCAGCACCUGCGCCCUCCGAGUCGUACCCAUUCCCUCCUUCAGCCUCCCUCAGCUUCAGAUUCACCCCUAGCAAUCAUGGUGUACUCCAGGGGCACAGAUAAAGCGGUCGCGCUGCCUACUCGUAUCAGACUGAACACGGACAAUUCAACUGCGAACUCGGUGUUGGAAGCUUUUAUCAAUGUCGGCCUAGUGGGCGCCUCUCAGGCUCUGGCACACGAGGCCUAUGAUGCUACCAGACGGGAGGGAGUGACCAAGCACCACCUUGAGAACGCGGGUAAGAGGGCUUUCAGCGAUGCUCUCGAGUGGGGCGCUGUGGCUGGAGUGUACGAGGGUAUGCAGAUUGCCAUCGAGCGCGUCCGUGAGCGGAGGGACUGGGUGAACGCUGCUGUUGCUGGCGGUGCCACCGGAGCCAUCUUCUCUCUGCGCCGCGAGACUGGUGCCCGCACCAACAACCACAUUGUCACUGCCGCCAUCACCGGUGCUGCCGUGUCCACCGCCGCCGAGUUCCUCCGCCAAUUGUAGACACCUUGUAAAUAGAUAGUUAGUUCUGUGUUGCAAGUUUUGAAAAAGGCAAGGGUCUAAGAAAUCUUGAGGGCAUGAGAAAACAUUGCAAGCUGUAAGUUGCAAAGCUGGCAUUGUUUUUGAAACAAAAGGUACACGUUAUGUCAUUGUGCAACCUUGUUUAUGAUUUAAAUACUGUACUUCGUGGUGUAAACUUCUGUUAUUCAAAUCCUCUGAGAGGCUCGUGUCCUACAUUUAGUUGGCAUUUGCAAAUUUUGAC
Molecule: messenger RNA, 804 nt
Organism: Klebsormidium nitens
Lineage: Eukaryota; Viridiplantae; Streptophyta; Klebsormidiophyceae; Klebsormidiales; Klebsormidiaceae
Source: the annotation of a GenBank genome assembly